This is a messenger RNA of Mobula hypostoma (lesser devil ray), 1693 nucleotides long. It is a transcript of the gene extl2, whose product is annotated as exostosin-like glycosyltransferase 2. NCBI's taxonomy places the organism in Eukaryota, Metazoa, Chordata, Chondrichthyes, Myliobatiformes, Myliobatidae. Gene Ontology annotation, molecular function: glycosyltransferase activity. Gene Ontology annotation, cellular component: membrane. The transcript is spliced from 4 exons. The coding region runs from base 160 to 1086 and encodes 308 amino acids. The record is from RefSeq and is a predicted model, not a curated record.
CGAUAGUGGUUGUAGAUGUGGGGCCGCUGUGUCAUGAGGUGGGUUCUAGCGACCGCGUGGAGUGGAUCUGCACUGAUUAUAAAUUAUCCUGGUUGUUCAGUCUGAAGGAGAUUCACAAGACGGUUGUUUGGUGGUGGGACUCUUCCCUCGUAUUUAGUGAUGGCUGUUCUAAUUGUUCUUAUUGUGGGAGCUGUCUUGACCACGUUAUUGCCCAAAGUUGUGGAAAGCGGAGCUACUGUGGUCCGUAGAGAGCAGGACGUGCACAGAAUCGACACUCGUAAUUCAUUCACCAUCGUGAUGCAGACCUACAACAGGACGGACCUGCUUCUUAAACUGCUGAAUCAUUAUCAGGCCAUUCCAAACCUGCAUAAAAUCAUUGUCGUUUGGAACAGUGUUGGAAUAAAACCGCCAAAAGAUUUAUGGGAUUCACUGGGGCCACAUCCCAUCCCAGUUAUUUUUAGGGAGCAGACGGUGAAUAGAAUGCGAAAUCGCCUGGAACCAUUUCCUGAACUGGAAACCAAAGCUGUUUUGAUGGUUGAUGACGAUAUUUUAAUUAGUGCCUACGACCUUGAUUUUGCCUUUUCUGUGUGGCAGCAAUUCCCAGAUCAAAUAGUGGGCUUUGUCCCUCGAAAGCACGUCACAACUUCUUCAGGAGUUUAUAGUUAUGGGAGUUUUGAGCUCCAGAAUGCAGCAGGUAGAAUUGGUGACUACUAUUCCAUGGUGCUGAUUGGAGCUGCAUUUUUCCAUGCUGGUUAUCUUGAGAAAUUUAAAGUCCAGCUCCCAUCUGUCCACACUUUAAUAGACAAAACACAAAAUUGUGAUGAUAUUGCCAUGAACUUCAUAGUUGCAAAGUACACUGGGAAGCCAUCAGGAGUGUUUGUGAAGCCAGUGGACAUGAGGAAUCUGGAGAAAGAUUCCAAUAGUGGUUUCAAUGGGAUGUGGCAUCGUGCAGAGCAUCUGCUUCAGAGAUCAUGGUGUUUGAAUCAGUUGGCUGCUAUCUAUGGCAGCAUGCCUUUGAAAUACUCCAAUAUCAUGAUCUCACAGUUUGGGUUUCCUAACUAUGCAAAUCACAAAGCAAAAAGCUGAAGCAUAGUUUUGAACAACUGCUAGUGCAUCAGUUGUGAUUACAAAUAUUAUGCAGCGCGGUGGAGAAAGGACACAAACAUUGGCCUCUGAUUUUUGAAAGCAAUGAUGCUUUUCCUCUGCUUGUUCAGCGGAGAGAGAUGCACUAGGAGUGAAUAUUUUGUUUCCACAUUUAAUGUGAGGUGACAUUAUUGGGACAGAUGCUGUAUUGUGUAACUCUGUAGAUUUUACAACUGCUAUAAGCCUUCCUGUAACUGUCCUGCAGAUGCUUUAAUUGUGAGCAUUUUGCUAUUUUAAUAACUACCAUUAUCCUUUCUGUCUGAGGCAGUCAUGGUCUUAUGGAGUUUAAAACAGCUAUUGCAGUUAGCGUGUGGAGCGGCCAAUUUUGUACUGUUACAGUAAUAGCAUCUUUACCAAUCAUUGGACUGUUGUACCCAUUGUAAAGAUACUUUGAAUGGUUAUAUGUAUAAUUACUCUGCUUCUUUGGAUCUGCUUUAUUUCACUCAUGUCUUGUAAUUUUUUAAAAAUGUAAUAUUGUUGACUUGAACAUUAUAUAUUCUCAGGACACUAUUAUGAGUAUACAUUUAGUGAAUUAAUAAAUCUUGCAUAA